Messenger RNA from Camellia sinensis, 2386 nucleotides. NCBI's taxonomy places the organism in Eukaryota, Viridiplantae, Streptophyta, Magnoliopsida, Ericales, Theaceae. The record is from RefSeq and is a predicted model, not a curated record.
CGGGCCUAGCUAGGGUAAGCUAACAUUACUCUGAUUAUACUUCCGAUCCAAACGAAAAGCAAGUUUCGUUUUUUUAUACUACUACCCUCACCAGUCAUCACUCUCUUGCAUCCCUGCAAUUCGAUUCUCCACCAUGGAUUACCUCAAGACAGUGGUUCCUUCUCAACUCCUCGCCGAAAGAGGCUCCAAUCUUGUCGUCAUCAAUCCAGGUUCCGCGAACAUUCGGAUGGGACUAGCUCAACAAGAAACUCCUUUCAACAUCCCUCACUGCAUUUCUCGACGCACCACUGGUGCCAACCAAGCCCCUAAAAGAAAUGUUCAAGAUCAAUUGCUUAAUUCUCAGGUUACGACUGCUCAACACAUGGAGCGUGAGAAGUCCUAUGAUAUUAUUGCGUCACUGUUGAAGAUUCCUUUUCUAGAUGAAGAGGUUGCAAACAACUCAUUCCCGCGGAAGAUGGGACGUGUUGAUGGAUAUACUAAUACUCCACAGAGCAACAGGAAGGAGACAGCAUUCACUUGGACCAAUGUUUUUGAUAAAAAAUCUGAUUCGUCUUCAGCAUUAGAAAGUUCCCCAAACAAUGGUGAGAUUAGUGAGCCCCCAGACCAGGGGGAAGGUACUGCCAGCAAGGAGCUUACUUCAAGUGCAUGCAAGUUCAGAGAAUAUAUCUGUGGUGAGGAAGCUCUAAGAAUAUCCCCUACUGAGCCAUAUUGCUUACGGCGUCCUAUUCGCAGAGGUCACUUUAAUAUUUCUCAACACUAUCCUAUGCAGCAGGUGUUUGAAGAUAUGCAAGUCAUCUGGGACUGGAUUUUGAUUGAGAAACUGCAUAUCCCUCACAGUGAAAGAAACAUGUUUUCUGCUAUUCUGGUAGUGCCAGAAACAUUUGAUAAUCGUGAAAUAAAGGAGAUGCUGUCUAUCGUAUUGCGAGACUUGCACUUCAGCUCAGCAGUGGUCCACCAGGAAGGUCUAGCUGCAGUUUUUGGAAAUGGGUUAUCAACAGCAUGUGUGGUAAAUAUGGGUGCCCAGGUGACAUCUGUAAUCUGCAUUGAGGAUGGAGUUGCUCUACCAACUACACAGAUGACUUUACGUUUUGGCGGAGAGGAUAUAUCAAGAUGCCUUCUCUGGACACAGAGGCAUCAUCAGACAUGGCCACCAAUUCGUACUGAUGCUUUGACAAAGCCUGUGGAUUUAUUGAUGCUCAACAGACUUAAAGAGAUGUAUUGUCAGAUUAAAGAAGGGGAAGUUGAAGCUGUUGCUGUAGUUCAUUCAUAUGAAGAUGGCAUGCCUGCUGGAUCUCAUAAGACCAGACUAACAGCUCUGAAUGUUCCCCCUAUGGGUCUGUUCUACCCUAUGCUUUUGGUUCCAGAUGUGCAUCCUCCUCCACCCCGUUUUUGGUUUAAUGACUAUGAAGAUAUGCUGGAAGAUGCAUGGCAUAUGGAAUUUCCAAGAAGAAGUGAUAUGUCAGAUGGUUCGUAUUCCAGCCUUAAUAGUGGGUUCCCAAUGUGGGACAGCUACUCAUUUUUUCAAACUAAACCAAAGAAAGAAGAUUGCAUUGGCCUUGCAGAAGCUAUCACAAAGAGCAUUCUUUCAACAGGGCGUAUAGACCUCCAAAGAAAAUUAUUUUGUAGCAUACAACUGUUUGGAGGUGUUGCUUUGACAGCUGGUCUCAUUUCUGCUGCAGAAGAGAGAGUAUUACAUGCGAUUCCUUCAAAUGAAGCAAUUGACACUGUAGAGGUCUUACAAUCAAGAACAAAUCCAACCUUUGUGUCGUGGAAAGGUGGAGCUAUUCUUGGUGUGCUUGAUUUCGGUCGUGAUGCCUGGAUACAUCGUGAGGACUGGAUUCGCAGUGGGAUUCACAUUGGAAGUGGCAGAAAAUACAAGGAUUCUUACUUUCUGCAAGCGCAAGCAAUGUGCUACAUGAAUUCUUAGGAGGUAAUGGACACUGUUACCUCAAAUCUUGUGAAGAAUUCAAGAUUGAAAUAGACGGACAUUGAGGGAUGUAUCAGAAGCAACAUAAAGCAGCAUUCGUCUACACUGUUGAUGACUCUUUCAAAUUUUAAUUAAUCCUGGUAGACUUUACUGGUAUAGUGAAUUGUAAAGAAAUCAUGCAUCACCUGCUUUCUUGUGUAGAAGUUUCUAACUGGCCUUGAACUUGAGGCAUUGUUGAUGGUCUUUUCCUUGUUUUCCCAUUCUAGACCAGAAUUAAGUGACGAGCUGAUUGCAUGCCUGGGGGAAUGAUAGGGCAGUGUUGCCCUUUUCUUUUUGUUUUCUUAUUUUUGUUUUUCCUGAUUUGUACAGCUUUCCGAUGGAAUUCUGCUUUUUGUACACAUAAAUGUAACAUCUUGGCAUAUGCUUUCUGUUAAGGGUUGAACGCCUGAGUUUUCAUUU